CAUCAAGAGGUCCCGCGAGGCAUUUGAAUAGCGACGUCACUGUACCACGAAGCGUGCAUCACCGGCCUCCGCAAAGGAAUUACGUCAGGCGGCCCUUGCGAGGCGUGACGUAACGCGCGCAAACCCUGCCAGAGGAAUGACGUCACGUUGCGCUGUGCCGGUGACGUCACGCCAUGGCGGCCUCGUUCCACCCGCGCGCGGGGCGCCUCGUCUCGCUGAGUAACGGGGGCCGCACGGCGCGGCGCCUCCGAGCCGCGCACGAGUUCAACCACGGCCUCGUGAUGAGCCGCGAGCCGCUGCGGGACGGGCAGCUCUUCCAGAUCCGCAUCGACCGCAAGCUCAACUCGUGGAGCGGCUCCCUCGAGGUGGGGCUUACAUCCCGGGACCCAGGCCAGGAAGCGAGUGAGCUUCCGAGCAGUGCCACGACGCUACGGGGCGGCGCCUGGCUGCUGUCGGGCUCCUGCGUGCUGCAUGACGCCAAGACGCUGCUCGAUGCAUAUGGGCGCACGCACGCCGGUGAGGAUGAGUGUGUGGACCUGGACUCGCUGGAGGAGGGAGCGCUGGUUGGGGUGCAGAGGACAGCUGCGGGCGAGUUCCACGUGUGGCUCAACGGCCACGACUGUGGGGUGGCGGCCACAGGCCUCCCCUCCCCUGUGUGGGCCCUCAUAGACCUCUACGGCAAGUGUACACAGGUCACUGUUGUGGAUGAUGAACGACCACAACAGGCAGCCGAUCACCCACCAGAAGCCUCCCGCUGUCUUCCGUCCGCCGCUCCUCCGCCGGACAACGUCUCCGCAUCGCGCACAGAGAGUCGCCGCAGCGGCGCGGCGCGGCACGGCACUCGGGCGGCCUCCACCUCCUCCUUGUCGGCGGCGGCGGCAGUGGACGCGGGGUUGACGGUGGCGGUGGACGUGCACGGCUCGGCACCACUCGGCUCCGCGCUCGCCUCGUCGUCGUCCGCCUCCCUCCUCUCGGCUCCUACCCACUCCUGGUCCAGCCCCCCGACGCCCCAUGCGCCUGUGUCUGCCUGCAACGACGCACUGCUCUUCCACGCAAAGUGCGGUGCCCUCAUCCGUCUGAGCAACAACCAAAAGACAGCCGAGCGGCGGCGGCCACUGGAUGAGUUCAACAAUGGCGUCGUGCUCACGAACCGGCCGCUUCGCCAUGGAGAGACGUUUGAGAUCCGGAUAGACCGACUGGUGGACAAGUGGAGUGGCUCUCUAGAAAUUGGUGUAACGACACAUGACCCCAACAGCAUGGACUAUCCGGCCACAAUGACCAACAUGAUGUCAGGUACAAUCAUGAUGAGCGGCUGUGGGAUCCUGACAAACGGGAAGGGGACGCGGCGAGAGUACUGCGAUUUCAGCCUCGAUGAGCUGCAGGAAGGGGAUCACAUUGGCUUAAUUAGGAAAAUGAAUGGCGAGCUUCACUUUUAUGUUAACGGCUUGGAUCAAGGUGUAGCGGCAUCCCAGACCGCGGCCACAAUCUACGGGGUGGUGGAUCUCUAUGGAAUGGCUGCCAAAGUCACUAUUGUCCACGAACAAAAUCAUGCCGACCGUCUGAGGAGAAACACGGCCAUCAUGCGUGCGAUUUCUCCCGAGUCCACCAAUCGCAGGGCUAGGGCAGCCGCUGGCGGUGCGGGCCACAGCAGCGGCCUUGCCACCGGUAGAUUGAACUCGCGUUUGGAGGCCGACGCGUGCGGCACGACAUGGGCCACGGCCGCCCCCAUGCCUCUAAUGGCGGGAGAGAACUUUGAUGAGAGUGUUGAUUUUGGUGGAGAUCUUGAGACACGGAGAGGGGCGGAGAGGACCACUCGAGCUGUCAGGGAACGAGAAAGAGUGAUGGACGAAGUGGGAUGGAGAGACGAAGAGCAGGAGACAGAGAGAGAAACGCCGGAGGUGGCGGAAGGAGAGAAGAGCGCAGAAGAUGACAUUAAUUCCUCGAGAGAGAGGAGGCGCGAGCAGAUAUCAGCAGGAGAUGCGUCGGGUCUGUCCGAGAUAUACGAAGAUACUCAGAGCAGAAGAUGCAGGAAUGGAGAAGUAGGAGGCGGUAGACAGAGCCUGGGGGAUAGGGAAACCAAUAGAGACAAUUACCUGAGCUCCGAUUUAGACUAUUUUUCCAGUCUGUCCAGCUAUUUGGAUUUUGGAAUCGCCUAUUGCCGAGCUCAUGCCACAAGAGAAAACUUGCUCCGCUCUGCACGUAGCAGAGAAUUGCAGGUAGAUAGAGAAUUAAAUCGGGAAGAGGAGAUGGACACGGGCAGACAGGUGGAGAUAGAAAGUGACACAGGGAGGCUGUUGCCAGAACUGAAUGUGCCUACAAAUUAUUCCGACGCAAGGCAUCUCAUUGCUCACACGAACGUGCGGUUAGCCGCGUCGUGGAGAGAGAGGGGGGGAAAUGGAGAUGAAGAGUUAGAGAAUGGAAGGGAGAGAGAUGGCAUCGGAUUGGGGUUGAGCCAUUCAAGUUUCUUUACAAAUGCCAGAUUGUCAACAUGGAGAGAAAGAGAGACGGAGAGGGAGAGAACCACAGGGACAGCAGAGACUAGAAGCCUAUGCACUCCAGAACCAAAUCAGCUCUCACUUCCUUCUGCCGAAGCGAUUUUUGCCAAUAGUGAAUUAUCUGGUUUGGACAAUGGAUCUGACGUUGAACUUAAUGGACAGAGUUGUAAUGCCACGGCAUUGGCCGGCGGUCCAAGUGUGGGUGGCUGCGGCUCCGGAGAGAUGGAGGCCUCCGUGACGACGGUGAUAGAGGGAGGUGAAGGCACUUCUGGAGAUUGUGGGCCACUGCUCUUCCACCAAAACUGUGGGCAGCGUGCGGCCGUGGUCAAUGGAGGACGCACCGCGUUGCGGCCAAAUGCCUUGGAAGAUUUUAACCACGGGGUGGUUCUCUCGAACCGACCCCUCGGGCCGGGAGAACGAUUUGAAGUGCGCAUCGACCGCAUGGUGGACAAGUGGGCGGGCUCCAUCGAGGUCGGCGUGACCACUCACUCGCCCGUGCGCAUUGCGCUGCCCUCAACCAUGACCAACAUGCGCUCUGGCACGUGGAUGAUGACUGGGAAUGGAGUGAUGCACAACGGAACCACCAUUCUGGACGACUAUGGGCAUAACCUGGAUCGCCUGCGGGCAGGGGACAGUGUGGGAGUGAUCCGCCAUGUGGAUGGUGCACUGCACCUGCUGGUAAACGGGGAGGACCAGGGCCGCGCGGUCAUUGGGGUCCCACCGUGCGUGUACGCCGUGCUCGACCUCUACGGGCAGGCGGCCCAAGCCACCAUCCUUGACUCCACACACGACAUGCCACCACUGCCCGACGAUCUGUCCGACACGCACACCCACCCCACCCCGUGCACCCCUCCGCUGUCCUUGUGCGACUGCGGCAAUGGCCCGGCGCGGUGCGACCUGGUCUUCGCUCACUUUCACGGCACCAAUGCCGUCAUCACCAACGGCGGUCGCACUGCCCUGCGCCAGAACCCGCGUGCCGAGUUCAACGACGCCAUCGUCAUCACGAACCGACCGCUCCGGGACGGAGAGUUGUUUGAGAUUGUCAUUGAGAAGAUGGUGGACAGAUGGUCUGGCUCCAUAGAAGUUGGUGUCACUGCAAUUGUUCCCGAGGAGCUCCACUUUCCAAACACAAUGACAGAUAUCGACCAUGACACCUGGAUGCUGAGUGGCACAGCCAUCAUGCGUGAUGGUAACACGGUGUGCAACAGCUACGGGAGCGACCUGGACCGCCUGGGGUUUGGCUCACGGAUCGGCAUGCUGCGCUCCCGCCACGGCGCGCUGCACUACUUCAUCAACGGCGUGGACCAGGGCCCCGCCGCCACGGGCCUCCCCGCCGAGGUGUAUGCAGUGGUCGACCUCUAUGGCCAGUGUGCCCAAGUGAGCGUCACGGCCUCCAGUGGAGUGGUGGACAACAGCUUGUCGAGCAGCGUGGUCACUCACCUCUCGCUGCCUGAGGACUCACCGCGCUUGCUGGGCGUGGCUCACAGGCUGCACGCGUGCUGUGGGAAAGGCAUCGUGCUUCGGAGAGAGGGACGCUCGGCUCUACGCCUGCAUGGUUAUGCACACGGCCUGCUCUUCAGCGCUGCGGAACUACGCACCGGGGAGCUGUUUGAGGUGCAGGUGGACGAUGUGAACGAUCUGUGGGCAGGCACGCUGCACGCCGGCCUCACCUCUCUCUCCACCUCUGACCCCGCUCGACUAGCGCCCUCAGCUCUGCAGCUUCGAUCAAAGCUCACAUGGCUGGUGGUGGGGUCGGAGGUGAGAUGCAAUGGAGUCACACAGAGGCAGAACUAUGGCGCUACACUGGACAGACUGCGCGUGGGUAACAGGGUUGGAGUGAAGCGCUGUCACGAUGACACGAUGCAUCUCGUCAUUGACGGCAAGGACAUGGGGCCUGCAGCCACUGGUGUGCCAGCGGGCGUGCACGCCGUGUUUGACCUGUACGGCACCGUGACAUCGGUGACGGUCACCAGCACGGGCUGUGCCCUCGUGUGCGCCAGUCCAGAGAAGAUCCCCAGCACCAUCUCCGCUCUCCAGCCCACCCCGCCGGAAUUGGCUUGCUCCGCGUGGGAGUCGCCCGUGUUUGUGGACGGGAGGAACCUGCUGCUGUCCAACCACAACCGCACGGCAACGCGCCGGGACGGCUGCUCGCAGGCGGUGGCCAGGACGGCGCACGUGCUGCCCCGCCAGUGCCUGCUGCAGGUGUGUGUAGACCGCCUGUCUCACGAGUGGUCAGGCUCGCUGUGUUUGGGAUUGGAAAGUGUCAGUGAGGGCCACUCUCCGACGGCGCACACCCCGACGGCGCGAACCCCCUUGGCGCGCAGCCCCGCAACGCCGCCCUCCUCAAUCGUGCAAGGGGGCCAGCAGCAGAGCUGGCUGAUCCGCGGCCGUGCUGUCUACCACAACUCCACCAAGAUCCGGGACGGCUACGGGCCGGGCCUCGACUCGUUGGCGGAGGGCACGCGCGUCGGCCUGCUCGUCGACACGCUUGGAGCGUUGCACCUGUACGUGAACGGCGUCGACCAGGGAGCGUGUGCCGCCCACGUCCCCGUGAACACCCGCGUCGCCGUGCACCUCUAUGGGUGCUGCCUGAAGGUUACCCUGGUGACGGACGAGGGUGCGUGCGGGGAGGAAAGCUGUGAAGACAGAGAGAAAGCCGACAUGGUGGACGGCUUGAAGGAAGGCGUUUUGAGACCUCCAGCGUGUGUUGACGGAAGCGUCCUCCGAGCCGUCUGCGAUUACCAGGCAGUUUGCGUGCGGUUCAGGGACCUCCUAGCUCUCCCAGGAGGCUUCUUCACGCCGUGCGUGUCGUGCUUCUGCGCGUCAUGUUGCCACCUACGUGACGAUGAAGCGUACCGCACGAGGGGAGAGCCACCGCGGGACUACAGCCUGCCUCUCGGAUGGGUACACUUCACCCUCCGGACGAAUCCCCGUAGCGACGCGACCUUCCUCAAGCGGUGGCACGUAGCCUAUCAUGGGGCCAACAUAGGUGAUGUUCGGCGCUCACUCGACCACGGAGAGCUGUGUGCAGCUUCAAAAUGCCCCCUCUUUGCACAGAAAACGAAGGCAGAUGAAAGUGGUGCGCACACGGCCGCUGAAGGCCAGGCUUCGGGCCAGGGUGACGUCGUGACGGGGUUGCUCACGGCGGCCGUGCGACUGUCUCCAUCUCUCCCGCAUGCGAGCCGCGACUGCUGCUACAUCACGUUCCGCGACCCCAAGACUCAGGGCAUGCACGGGGCUCAGGUGGCUUUCCAGGUGUGCGUUCGGCCCGGAGCUUACAAGUACAGCGCUCACCCGGCCGUGAACACGGGACACGCCGCACACCCCUUGCAGCCCGCACGCAGCGCGCACGCGUUGACGAACACGUACCCGCCGCACACACAGUCCGCCGCCGCGCACUCGAACAUACACGCGCCCGACACGCGCUUCCCCAGCUCGGAGAUCGAGUGGUUCACCAAAGAGAGGGGCUCCACCAUCAUCACAGCCUUGCUCAUUCGUGUGGAGUGACCGUUGUACGGACGACAGUUGUGCAGCGUGAUUGAUGCUGCCACGACCGCGCGAUUUCCGAACAAACGCGUAAAAGACACAGCGGUGUUGUUCUUCUCGGAGCCAUGCGAUUGUCCUGAAGCAGCUGUGCUCAGUCGACUGUGGUGACUGGCGAUGAUGGAAUUAAGUGACGCUGAAAAUAGCAGGAAGCAACUCGUUUACAGCAUGGUGCAAUAGCGAAUGUUUCACCUGUAGUUACCUUCCUAGAGGCACCAGCCUGUAGAUUUGUGUACAGUUAAUGACCCAGAUAUUUCUGCCAUAUGUGUAACACCACUGAUGUCUACGGAAUUUUUCUGUUUAAUACUCGGAGUCAAAAGCUCCCCAUGAAACUUGCUAGUAUUUAUUUAGCCUAAUAGCAAUAUUAGUUUAACGGGGCAGUAUAGCAGUUGCAACAAGUGGCGUUGGAAAGGAUGCCCUUGACCUCGAUAAGCACUCUGACUUUUCAUUAAAGAUGUUGAUUCGUCUUAUGUCCUUGGCCGAUACGAACAAGCACGCUCAUCGUUAUCAGUGCGGGACCAUGGCCAGGUUGCGUCCGUUUGAUGCUCGGAUGCAACAAAAAUUAGCCCAGAACCUCGUGCUCUGACAGGUGGCCUGAGAACAACACAACACGUUGAAUUACAAACACACUUUAACAUUCGUGAAAAUCUGAAUAAAUUACCUCGUACACAGGCCCUGUGAGUUUACGCAUUGUUUUCUGAAACCAUCUGUAUAUAGGGAUCAUACACACAGGCUGGGUGACUGCACAAAUGGCUCAAUAUACCACGUGUACUCCAGAAGGCUUAGGACAUUUAUCUGCAUGUGCAUUCAUAAUCAUAGCCCACUCAUAACGUUGUUCUGGUUUCUGAGCUUGUGCAUUUUAGAAGCUGAUUUUUGAAGCCGAAUAUUUUAGGCAUGGAGCAGAUUCAUGGUUGGCUGCACGCACCGGCUAGACGGGGAGCGGGGGGGUCGUCCACGCUCCCUAGUGGAUCACGCGGACGGUCUUCAGUGCAAGCCUCAGCUGCAGCCGUUUGUUCCCACCUCCGCUGCUUUUUUCUGUCCUGCCCACAAUGGGAAUCUUGCAGACAUAAGCAUCAAUAACCACUCUUCACUUUGGGGUUUAGCGACCAAGGGGAAUGUCCAACAGCAGAUGGUGGGAUUCUACUCGAGCACAUCAAUGGCACUGUGUGAGUCUACAGCCAGAUUUUGGGAUACUGUUAGGGCAGAUCUUGGAGGUCAUGUGUCCCUGUGCAGCUGCUGCGGAUAUGUUGGAGGACAAAAAGCGUUGGCAAGCGAGGUGCGGUUGUGGCAUCAAUGGCUUUGUCCAUGAUGACGUCUAGUUGGUGAUGUAUUCAGAGGUGGCAGUCAAGUCCUAGACAUGACGAUCGAUAUGAAUUACGUUCACUCUCGAGGUUGUUACCCGUCGCAAGUGCCUCACAUUGUCACAGCCACGUGUAUUGUUCUGGUGCCUUAUGCGUUAAAUUGUUGGAUGGAGCGUGGAGACGAUAUGAGACCGUUUUUAAAUGGCAUUGCACCACAAUUUACACGGUUGAACCUUUUAAAAUAAGCAGUCGUCUUUCAUUGAACUAUUGCCAACAUGCAAAUGUUGCAACAGAUUUCUACUCGUGCGCGUGAUGGGACAUGGCUGCUAGAGGUUGAGCGCAGAUUUAACCGCACACAGCACGCGAGGUGACACGAGCAAACGCCACGUGGGUGCAUGCGCAGCACACGUGUGUGUGCUGCGCAUGCACGUGUGUACCACAUGCUUACCCCACGUGCAUCGUCAUGUUUGCCGUGCGUGCACGUCAGUGGGCUGGCUAGUGACGUGCAAUGAUUCUCUUUGCUAUUUAUACAAAACGGUCGUGUGUGUAUGUGUAACAUAACCAAGUACAAAGGGAGCGACGUUAUUAAUACAUACGUUUAUUUACAAUUGCUUAUCCGAAUGAUUUAUUGAACGCUGAUUGUUAACGAAACUGGAAUUGUUGGUGUCGUGUGCAAUAAAGAUGAAUAUUCACGUUUCUUCA
Messenger RNA from Petromyzon marinus (sea lamprey), 8041 nucleotides. RefSeq names its product neuralized E3 ubiquitin protein ligase 4 (gene NEURL4). The record is from RefSeq and is a predicted model, not a curated record. Lineage: Eukaryota; Metazoa; Chordata; Hyperoartia; Petromyzontiformes; Petromyzontidae. Gene Ontology annotation, molecular function: ubiquitin protein ligase activity.